UCGACUUACCUGUGAAGUGGGUUUGGCAGAGAGUGACUGUCCCUAGGUCACACCGUGGGCUUCAUGGCUGAGAGGGCCACAUCUUCCCGAUCCUAGUCAGACAGUGCUUGAAGAUCUGUGACUCCCUGGAGCUGCAGUUGGAGAUCAUAUCGGAGUGACUGACCUAUUUAUAUCAGUGGGAGCUUUAGAGCUGCCAGUCCUUUGGAACUGAUGGAGCAUCUUCUGCAGGAGUCCUGAAAAGCAAUGGCAGCUGCUUCGCAUCUGAACGUAGCACCCCCUGAACGGCAAACCUCCGUUGGCAUUACAGAGCCUCCCCUCUGGCAGCCACCCGCCGUCACCAUGCAUGUCACUCGCCCAAAAUCUGCAAAGGGGCGCACAAGGCCCAGUUUGAAUUACUCCCGUAGUGUAGAAGCCUACUCCUGUCGGGUGCCAUCAUCCCCUCAGCCCUUAUCUCCCUGUGACAAACCUGGGAGUGGCCAGAGGGCAGACUUCCCCCAGCAGCUGUGCCAACCCGUUCAGGCGUCUCCUGCCGAAAUCCCGGAUCUCCUCCAGCAGGUGCCUGUGCGGACCUCCUGUUCCUUGAAUAAGUACAGGGUGCUCCCAUCCAUCAGCCGAAAAGAACUGAGGAGAGGUGCAGUGGAAGUGAUGUCCGAACAGGCAAGUCAACUCCGAGUGAGCAACCGAGUGAACGAAGAAGAGCAGAACUUCAAAGGUCGCCUGCCAGAGAGGGUGCCCACCUCUGCCAUGACAAAACGUGAUAGGGGCAGUGGGGAACAUGCAAAAACAUCUCUUCCAUUGGAAAAGAAGCCAUUCAGUGAAAUGAAAGAAAGAAGCAUCUCCUUGCCAGCUCCAGCUCUGGAAGAACCCUCCGAGAAGGAACCAAUGUUGCUCUUGGCUGUCAGGUCUCCUUUGGGUCAGAGGUUUCAACACCACUUCCGCCCAACUGACCGCCUCGAGACUGUCCUUGCAGUGGCAGAGCGGAAAAACUCAGCCGUGUAUAAGCGCUGCAGUAUUGAAACUGUGGAAGUGCCUCGGCGGACCUUCUCCGACCUCACCAAGUCCUUGCAAGAGUGUGCGAUCCUCCACAAAUCAGUGCUGUGUAUCUUGCAGGAGGAGCCAGAAGGAGAGCUUUAAGCAGGCAGGGUCUGUUCUCUGUAUUAAAAUGCCAUUGGAAGCCACGGGUCUUUACCUGAUGUCCUUAGGCCCUCAAGCUCCUUUCUCUGGCCUGAUGGGUCUUGUUUUCCAAGCUGUUCCCCACGUGCUCAAAGGGGACCCAUUUCAAAACGUCCCAUUUCCAUUCCCUUUUUGGGUGUCCACCUCCCCGCAGUUUCCUCCUUCCAUCACCACUCUGGUAUCCUUGCAAGUGCCUUUCACUCCACAGGCAGUGGCAGCAGCAUCACUUUCAAGGUCACGUGGGCUGCCCAUUUGUUUCAUAUUUUGGACGACAGUUCCUGCUUAAAUCAUCCAGUGCUUUUAAAAAUCCUCUCUUCAGAGAACAUUUUAUGUUUGGCUCAAAAAAAAAAAAAAGCAAAAGAUCGCAUAUUUUUGUUCUACCUUCAAGGAUAAGCGGCUUUUGCUUUCCCUGAGUUUUACUGUAUUUUUUAAAAUCAGCCGUUCCUUACAAGAUUACUGCGCAAGAUCUUGAUGGAUCUGGGCUCGAGAGUGGGUUAUCCAGUGUAAAUUUGCAUCUCAGUGUUUGGCAGCUGGCGUGAAACCUCUCCCUUUUUGAAAUAGGAGUUAAUUGCAAACUUGCGUUGAUUUGGUAUUCUUGUACUCUAAAUUGAGUCGGUCUGUGUAUAAACCACAGCGCUCUCAGAAAACUGCUUUUUCAUUUUUAAAAUCAACCUUUGUAUUUAGCAAAAUGCCAUUUAUAUUGUAAAAAAAUCUGUAUUUGCAUGGGGGCAGGAGCAGGGGAAAACCCAUCAACUGGCAAUAUUUAGGGCUUGGACAGCUUGUAUGAUACAAAAAAACGUAUUAACCUACUGGAUUGCUUGCCAAAUGGCCUGCUUCUGAGUGUGUGUUUCUCAUAAGCAAAUCUCAACCUUUGCUUCGAUGAAAUGGCCAAAUUAACCUCUUCAGAUUAGAAGGGGAUUACACUUCUGCUGUAAUUAACGGCUGCAGAAACAGGCAACUUCCACCUCCGCUCUGUAGAGAGACGAUUCGACUUUUCUUCCUUCCCCAUCUGGCGGAAGCAUUUGCCCAUGCCAGUUCUUAAGAUGUUCCUUUCUUUGAUUACAGCUGCUGACUUCCCUGCCAAACUCUUUGCAAGCUGCCAGCUCUUCUCAGCUGUAAGCAGAAACAGUGUAAUCUGGGAAGUUCUGUAAGCAGUGAAUUGAAACAGACAGUGGUGGCAGGGAAUGACACGCCCCUUUCCUCUGCCUGUCAGUGCCCCGCAGAGCAGAGUUUUGGGACUGAACAGAAAGGGAGCUUGACUGUUCUGGGUUGUCAACUAUAUGAAGCAUAGGUGACAGGCAGCAUUGCUCCUCUUGGAAUUGGGAUUAACAGAGCCUUGAGGCAAGGCCCAGUUCUGGCCACAGCACAGAAAACCCUACACUCACUAAGGCAGAACCCUUUCCAAUUUGGGCUUUGCAAGCAAGAGGAAGGGGAUGGGGGGGGAAGCUGCUUGUUCCGUCAAGUAGGAAAGCAGCAGCUGCUAACUUUCCUUCCAAGCCUGCUGCAUGACAACUUUGAACCCUUUGGGUCAAUAACGGGAUGAGACGGACGAGCUGGACUGUGCAUGCUGAGCUGCUGAGCCUUUUACCGAGUGGUUUGCCACAAGGUGGCACAUUGGGAUGGGAGAACCGGUCUGGCAUUCAGAGGGAAGGAAGCGAAUGUACAGCUGAGAUGGGACCAGUUUAGACACGCAGCAGCAAUCUCAAGUCAGCCUUUUCAAAGGCCAUUCCGCUUCAGGCUGUUGGGGGGGAUGUAUAGCAAAGGCCCCUCUUGCAUGAAACGCCAGGCACAUAAGGAAAGCAUGUCAGUACAAAAGCUAGUGUGAACCACUGCUAGUUGCAUACAUUCAGAGGUUUUUCAAGAUGGGGGAAAUGGCAACAUUCACCUGGGACCUGUAAUUGUACAGAAAGCCUCUCCCAACUGUUCUCAGUGUAUAGGUUGGACUGGUUGGAUUCCUGUUCAGUGACACAAACUGCAGUAGGAAGUUUUCCUCUCUCAGUGUGUGGGAGGGUGACCUUUUAUGUUUUGGGACCAGAUGGUCAACUUUAAAAUGCCGCUUUCUCAUUCUCCAAAGUCACCUGGGGGACUGCAUUUCUCUCUGGUUAGGGGCAAGCAAGUAUUCUGAGACGGCAGUAAGCGGACUGAGGGGGAAUGCAAGCAUGAUGCGCCUCAUCAGUAAAGCCUGAAACAGUAAAUUAAUGUACAGAAGAGUGUUACGAUUUUUGCACUUGAUUCAAAAUAAAACUAUA
Messenger RNA from Eublepharis macularius, 3422 nucleotides. RefSeq names its product UBX domain protein 10 (gene UBXN10). The transcript is spliced from 3 exons. The coding region runs from base 244 to 1134 and encodes 296 amino acids. Gene Ontology annotation, molecular function: protein binding. Lineage: Eukaryota; Metazoa; Chordata; Lepidosauria; Squamata; Eublepharidae. The record is from RefSeq and is a predicted model, not a curated record.